UCGAGUAGAGACGCACACAGCGGAGUCCGGUUCAUCUCUGCCCGCAGCUAACCACCCCGCAGCAAGGCCACUGCGGGAAGAUGGCGACGGAAAAACAGAAACAUGAAGGAAGAGUUAAAAUUGGACACUACAUUCUCGGAGACACGCUCGGAGUGGGGACGUUUGGAAAGGUUAAAGUGGGCCAACAUGAGCUGACCAAGCACCAAGUGGCAGUGAAGAUCCUGAAUAGGCAGAAGAUCCGCAGUUUGGACGUGGUGGGAAAGAUCCGACGGGAGAUCCAGAACCUCAAGCUUUUCAGGCAUCCUCACAUAAUUAAACUGUAUCAGGUUAUUAGCACCCCUACAGAUAUCUUCAUGGUGAUGGAGUAUGUCUCAGGAGGAGAGCUAUUCGACUACAUCUGCAAAAAUGGAAAGUUGGAAGAAAAGGAGAGUCGUCGGCUGUUCCAGCAGAUUAUUUCUGCAGUAGACUACUGCCACAGACACAUGGUGGUGCACCGAGACCUCAAGCCUGAAAAUGUGCUGCUUGACGCGCACAUGAAUGCCAAGAUUGCAGACUUCGGUUUAUCAAACAUGAUGUCAGAUGGAGAAUUCCUGCGAACAAGCUGUGGUUCUCCAAACUAUGCUGCUCCUGAGGUCAUCUCAGGAAGGUUAUAUGCUGGUCCAGAGGUAGAUAUCUGGAGCAGCGGGGUCAUUCUCUAUGCCUUGUUAUGUGGGACGCUUCCCUUUGAUGAUGACCAUGUGCCAACGCUCUUUAAAAAGAUCUGCGACGGGAUCUUUUUCACCCCGCAGUAUCUGAACCCGUCUGUAAUAAGCCUCCUCAAACACAUGCUGCAGGUGGACCCCAUGAAAAGAGCCACCAUCAAAGAGAUCCGUGAGGACGAGUGGUUCAAAGAGGGCCUCCCCAAGUACCUGUUCCCCGAGGACCCCUCCUACAGCAACAACAUGAUUGACGACGAGGCCCUGAAGGAGGUAUGUGAAAAGUUCGAGUGCACAGAGGAGGAGGUCCUGGCCUGCAUAUACAGUCGCAACCAUCAGGACCCACUGGCCGUCGCCUACCACCUCAUCAUUGACAAUCGUCGCAUCAUGAGCGAAGCAAAGGAUUUCUACCUGGCGUCUAGCCCUCCCGACUCUUUUCUAGACGACCAGCACUUGACCUCGUCCGGCGCCGUGGCCGGCAUUAUCAAGCCCCACCCAGAGCGCGUACCCUUCCUGUUGGCGGAGACUCCUCCUAGGCCUCGACACACACUGGACGAGUUGAACCCGCAGAAGUCCAAGCACCAGGGAGUUAGAAGGGCCAAGUGGCACCUGGGUAUCCGAAGUCAGAGUAGACCAAAUGAUAUCAUGUCAGAAGUGUGCCGGGCCAUGAAACAGCUGGAUUACGAGUGGAAGGUUGUGAAUCCAUAUUAUCUACGCGUGAGAAGGAAGAAUCCGAUAACUGGGAUGCAAACCAAGAUGAGCCUUCAACUCUACCAGGUGGACAGUAGAACCUACCUCCUCGACUUCCGUAGCAUAGACGAUGAUAUGGUGGAGACAAAAUCUGGAACUGCUACCCCUCUCCGAUCUGGGUCUGUGGGCAACUACCGCACAACUAUUAAGAACGAUGUAGACGGGGCAGACGCUCCCGCUACGUCUAGCACUGUGCACCCCGCCAAGGCCGCAGAAGGCUCCUUAGCGUCAUCGUUGACCUCAUCCAUCGACUCAACGGGAGGAGGGGACACCAUGACCGUCCCUCGACCGGGAAGCCACACCAUCGAGUUCUUUGAGAUGUGCGCAAAUCUUAUUAAACUACUUGCACGAUAGCUUGCAAAACAAUCGCUAGCCUUUUUUUCCUCUCCGAGUGUCUUUAUAGCAAUAAGCAUGCAACCGAUUCAUGGCUCAAUUCAUCCCGGCUGAGGAUGAAGUGAUUGUUCCAUGGCACUGAUGCAGGUUAGUGUUCCCGAAGCAGAAGGGAUGUAUCAGGAGCUGGCAGGGAAUCUAAGGGAUUAUAUGGAAAGACGAGUUACUUAAUGGCAAGGACAGAGCAACAUUUAGGAGGGGGUUUUCCAAAUUUCCUGAUCAAUUUAAUAGCAAGUAUCCACAUCCCACCUUUACAUAUAUGCGCAAGUGAUUACACUGAAUUGUCUGUACUGUAGCCAGUGAGCACUGCUUUCCAGUACAGAGAACAAGAUCAAGUUUUGGCCUGCAGAGAGGGACGCCACGUGUUGAGGGUGUUUGGGUGGCAGUCGUAUAGGAUGCAGGAAGCACUUUUGCACAAGUUUCUUUUAUUUCCUGCUGCUCUUGUUUGUCUCUUAGUGGGGAUCAGAGAAGUGGUGCAGAUGUAUCGGGGCGCUGCACCGGCCAUAACAAGGGUCGUCACGGCCGUCACGUUCAUUGGACUCUGAAGAAGUGCAAUGACCCCUGUAUUUCUGUCUGUGUCAGGGACAAACGAAUGCUUCAUCAGAUUUAUGUUAGGGUUUGGUUUUUUUUUUUUUUGUGAAUCGGAGUCGUCACAGACUAAAUUUUCACGGUUUUGUCCUUGUUGUAAAAACUUGUUUGAAUUUGUCUGUCCCCUACAUUUUUAUAUAUAAAGACGUGAAUAUAUUUAUCAGUGGACGGAGUGUUGGUUCUAUUGGAAAUGGAAUUAUUAUUGUUUUCUUUAUUGCAUCAAGAUCUAUUGCUGGAUGGUAUAUAUUUUCCUUUUUUUACAGUCUGGUUUUUAAAUCAGUAUCACAGCUUUGUUUCCUUCAAUCACAAUUAUUCUGAUACUUGAUUGUCUUUCCAGAUAAAUAUAGCCUGCUUUUACCAUUUAAGAGGUAUUUUUGCCAUGAUGGUCAAAAUCUAAAAAAAUAUAUCAUUUUCAGUGUCACAUAUUAAAAUGACAAGUUGAUUUUGACUUUUUUUUUGUUGUAUUUUCUCUAUUUCUUUCUUUUUUUUUUUUUUUUUUUUUAGAUUAACGGUUAGGAUUUGAGUAUGAUAACUGAGUGAAAUGCCUUUUGCCUACAUCCAAUAUGUAAAUGCCAAUCCAUCACAAGUGUACAGGCUUCAGGGCUUAAUUUGAAAAUUAGACGUAGCAAUUACAUGCAGUGCAUGGACAAUGACUAUUGGGAACACAUCCAAAAUAUUGUCAUUUUAAAUUGUUUUUUUUAAUUGUUAUUUUUUUUUGCUUUUAUUACCCACACAUUCCCUUAAUGGUUAACUUUAUAAAAAGUUUUAACCUGAAACAAACUUGUGAGCUUAGGAAUCGUAAAGUCCUGUUGGGUAGAUUGCAAUUUUGUUGAAGCGAAAAAAUAAUUUAGAUCAUAAAAACUGCAGUGAUUUAUAUUUGAUUAAAAAAAAAAAAGAUCAGACAAUACUGCAUACUUGCAAGCUCACAAAGUCUUUGACAUGUCUUUCAUCACAAGUAUGAUGCGUCACCUUCCAUUUCCUGUCCACAGUCUUAAAAUUUAAGUGGUGUCUGUUGUUUGGCUGCCUUAUCAUUAUCAGUACUGUUAAUUGUUUUUUAUGUUGGUAAACAUUGGAAUUCAGCGCUGGUCAGAAUUAUUGGCACCUUUGUAAUUUAAGAGUUGAAGUCCACAAUUUAUUUUGUCUGUUGUUCAUUCACUAUAACUGUUAGUUAAAAAAUGUUUGCAGUACAAAGGCAAAAAAAAAUUCUUAACUGCGAAUCAUAAAAUCAUCAUCUGACUGUUGCCAAACUAUUGUGGACCUCGGUAACUGCUACCACCUUUUAAUUAUGGCAAUAGGAAAAAAAUGCAAACUUGAACAGUUAACUGGUUUCUCAUUCAUCGUCGUCAUUUUUGUCUUCAGUCAGUUAAACCAGGUUUUAAAGAACUUUGCAUGUCCUCAUGGUGAUAUCAGGUGUUAAGAGAGAAAGAGGUGUCAGCAAAGUCUCUGUUUCCAGUGUUUUGCUCUCCACAGCUUUAAAAAUCAAAAAUAUCUCAUUUGUAUAAACAAUUUUACAUUUCAGAGAUGUAACAAAAAAAAAAUUGCCAAGAGUGACAAUAAUUGUGAUCAUCUUGUUUCUUUCACUGUCCUGCGGGACAGGUUUGGACUGAAACGUUUAGUUAAUAUUUGACCUUUUAUGUCUCCGUUUUAAACUAGAGUUUAUGAAAUAUAGUGAUCAUGGUAAAGAAACACGCACUAUGGUCUUGGAAAAGAUAUUGUGGAACUAAACAUUUUUAGUUUUAUAGGGCAGUUGCAAGUUUUGAUUACAAAACUUUUCAUAAGUUUUGUAGGAAGGAUGAAUGUGUGAAACCGUGACCUUUUUUUGACAGUUUAUGGAGUAGUGUCCAAGUAGACUGUUAGCAGAUGCAUUCUGUCAGUCGACCUGUUCGGACUGCUUCAAAGAAAUAUUGUUCUAUUUUUGUUUGGUGUGUAAAGGGACCCUACCAGAUUGACCAGUGUAAAUCUGAAUGGACAGUGUUGAAAUCAUUUGUAUACACAACUGCCUAAUAAACUGCUAAAUUGCACACAA
Molecule: messenger RNA, 4449 nt
Organism: Plectropomus leopardus (leopard coralgrouper)
Lineage: Eukaryota; Metazoa; Chordata; Actinopteri; Perciformes; Serranidae
Gene: prkaa1
Product: protein kinase, AMP-activated, alpha 1 catalytic subunit
Biological process (GO): intracellular signal transduction; protein phosphorylation
Cellular component (GO): cytoplasm
Molecular function (GO): ATP binding; protein serine/threonine kinase activity
Source: RefSeq, a predicted model, not a curated record